Hemicordylus capensis (graceful crag lizard) is the source of this 5031-nucleotide messenger RNA. RefSeq names its product tissue factor pathway inhibitor (gene TFPI). Gene Ontology annotation, biological process: negative regulation of peptidase activity. The record is from RefSeq and is a predicted model, not a curated record. The coding region runs from base 25 to 1014 and encodes 329 amino acids. The transcript is spliced from 9 exons. Gene Ontology annotation, molecular function: serine-type endopeptidase inhibitor activity. Gene Ontology annotation, cellular component: extracellular region. NCBI's taxonomy places the organism in Eukaryota, Metazoa, Chordata, Lepidosauria, Squamata, Cordylidae.
GAGCCCCGCAGCAGCACAGGAAAGAUGAGCAUCAGGAACAUGGAUUUAUUAUUAGGAACCAUCUUCUGUCUUCUCUUCAGCUAUAUACCUUGCCAGGAGGUUGCAAAUUCAGGAAUGGAAUUUGAAGAUGUUGAAGGUCACACUUUGCCUCCACUGAAACUGGCCCUCUCGAUCUGUGGCUUGAAAGCUGUUCGUGGUCCAUGCAAAGCAAUACACACCCACUACUAUUUCAACAUUCAAACGCACCAGUGUGAAAUCUUUGACUAUGGUGGCUGUGAAGGCAAUGAAAACAACUUUUCAACUCUACAAGAAUGUCAAGAAAAAUGUAUAGUGGCAGAUUUGCCUGAAAAGAAAAGAAGAGCAGGAUUUCAGACAGAAAAGCCUCCUUACUGCCUUUUGGAGAGCGACCCUGGAAUCUGCCGAGGAUUGAUUUCCAGGUAUUUCUACAACAAAGAGUCACAGCAGUGUGAAAAGUUCAAGUAUGGUGGAUGCCUAGGAAACCAAAACAACUUUGAGUCUCUGCAAAAAUGCCAGGAUACUUGCCAAGAUAUUUUCCCUUCAGAUAAUUCAUUGCACGUGGUUGAUUAUGGCAGAAUACCCCUUAAUGUCACCACGGAUAGCACUCUAGCAGCAAAGCAGGCCCCUUCAGAUAAUUCAUUGCAUGUAGUUGAUUAUGGCAGAAAACCCUUUAAUGUCACCACUCAUAGCACUCCAGCUGCAAAGCAGGAGUCGAUUCUGCUUCCUUCCCUUUGUAUGAUGCCUGUGGACAGAGGCCUUUGCAGAGCCAGUGCGAAAAGGUUCUUCUACAAUUACACUAUUGGAAAAUGCUAUCCAUUCCACUACUCUGGAUGUGGCGGGAAUGAAAAUAACUUUACCAGUAGAAAAUCAUGCCUGCAGAUGUGUAAGAAAGGUUUCAUUAAAAAGCGAGGACAAGGCAUAAUGAAAAUCCACCGGGGGAAAAAGAAACAACCAGUGAGGCUGAGGAAUGGGGAGAUUAUCAUUGAAACAAUAUAAUGUCCAUUCUUCCAUAAAAAUGCUCUGGAAAUGUCUGAAUAUGAAAUAUUGAUGAUCAUUUGUAUUAUUGAUCUUAUUUAACAUUUGACAUACACAUUAUUUACUAAGAUUUUAUACUGCUGCUUUCCAGUUUUCUCUUUCCCUUGACAGCAUGAAUUUAAGAGUGAAAAGUUCUUUUUUUUUUAACCCUUAUGCUAACAUUGUGAUCCUGUGUUAGCAGCAUAGAAAUCAUUGGGAAUUAUGUUUAUGUAAAUGUUAUAGGUAUUGUGGGAUAUAAGGUUGUGAUCCUGAAUCUACUGAAGCCCUCUUCAGACAUUAGUUUUUAAAAGUGCCUUACAUGCUUGCAGAUGCCAAAGUACUGGUCUACUUCAGCACCUGUAUGCAUGUAGAGCACUUUUAUUACUAAUGUCUGAAGAGGGCUAAUGAUUCCUUCUACUGAAAUGCCUUUAUUAAUUCAAUGAUUAAUCUGGAGUUCCAAAUAAUCCACGGUAGUGAUAAUAGUCAAGACUAGAAUUCUGACAAUAUGAAAUUUGCUAGAGAAGUGGAUUUAGGACAGCAGACUAAGAAUGGGUGUGUUCCCACUAUAAAUAGUAGCGGACAAGUGUGUUUGUAGUCAACAGACCCAAUGCAAACCAAUUAUUGUGAAUUUCAAGAAAUGGAAAUGACUGAGGAAGAACUGAAGUGGCUGAAGUUGAGUUGAUCCAAACAUUUUCCAAGAAGCAAUGUUUCUGAAAUUUGUCGUGGGGAGAAACCAAGCAGGAUAAAUGCCAGGAGUGGGUUAGAAAUUCAGGGAACUCUUGCACAGUGUGGGAGAAUGCUUUCUGCUGUGUGUCAGCAACAAUUGGAGGUUUGUAGGGGAUGGGGUUCUGCAGUUUAUGCUGUGCCUUUGUAGUUGGUGACUGAAGCAGCAGUUGAAGCACUAGCUUCUUUCCAGCCCAGCAGCCAACUCCAUCUGGUUGUCAUUUUUGCUCCUGGGAUGCCUAUAACAUAAUUCCAAGGAGACAUCUGAGGGAGGGGGGAAUGACCGCUGGAUGUAACUGACUCCUAGGAAGAGGGAGGCUUCUGGGGGGCAGGGGACUGUGGUUUCCAGCUGACUGAGAAACACCAGAAUUUUUCAUCCCUGCCCCCACCAUGGAAAAAUUGCAGAAAUUGCAUCUCCAUGUUAUCAUGUGUUCUGUGUAUCUUUCGUCUGAAGCAGAUGUACACAAACCAACACAGGCAUGGAAUUAUUGAUACUUGUGAUUUGCUGAACUUGUACUGGAAUUAACACAUCAGAGCUUUCCUACAAUCUACUUAUGUAUAGAUUUCUCUGAGGUGACUGGAAAAAAAGUAUUGUACCUAUAUGUAUUUGUUAUCAAAAGUGAAGCAGAAUGGAACAGAUCUCUACAUAUGUGUAUCUCAGCCAACCACCAUUAAAAUGGAUACAUUAAAUAAAAUGUAUUGUCUCUAACCUCAAAGUUAUACUUUUAAUGCAGUUAGGCCAGGGGUUCUCAACCUUGGGUCCCCAGAUGUUGAUGGACUUCAACUCCCAUAAUCCUCAAUCAAAGGCCAUUGGGGCUGGGUAUUAUGGGAGCUGAAGUCCAGUAACAUCUGGGGACCCAAGGUUGAGAAUCCCUGAGUUAGGCACACUUAUUUAUGGCAGUAUGAAGUACAAGAUAUUCUAAAUUAUUGUAUGAGAAUAGUGUACCAUAUCUGUUUCUAAAGUGAUGCUUCCAUGAAAUGAUGCAGAUGCUAAAAGAGGUGGGGGGUGGGGUAUGGUGAGCAGCAGAAACUGUGUAUAUGAAGAAAGACAGUAUGUGUGUGCAUAAAAUUGUGAGAGGGUAAAGGGGGGUGGCAAAAAAAAAAAAGGAAAAGGAAAAAUUGCUCUGUAUCCUAUUGUUAUUUUGUUGUUCUACAAUGGCCCAGCACUGAGGGCCUACAGAGCUUGGGAGAGCAACGUUAUAUUUUAAAAUAGGGAUAUGCAACUGGAGACUUGGGGGCCCUAUCUGGCACUCAGCAUAGUCUCUGUUUGCAAGGACAUCUCUUUUUUUCCUCCUCACCAAUGUCUAACACACAAACCAAGUAUACUGGCUAGGAGCUAUUUAAGCUACUUGACCCACAUGAAUAAUUACUUGCUUGGGGGCAAGGGGAGUUAGAGCCCCUUGCUUCCAAUGAAAGGAUACACUACAUCAAAGGGGCCUUUCCAAAGCCUUCAUGGCUACCCAUGCUGUAGAAAAGAGAGUUAAAAGUGUUGAGGUGUGAGUAUGCGGGUGCAUGUAUGCAUGUGUGGAGGCCGUGUGUAUGCUGGCAUUGCACAUGGGCAGCUGGGAGAUGCCCAGCCCCCACCCAGUCAUAGCUGGGGGGAGCUUUCGGAAGUGGUGGCAAGUGGAAGAGCAGGUAUGGACCUGCUCUCCUCUGCCUUAAAGGGGCUGUGUAUGUCCUAAUUUUUAAAUAGAUUGUGCCCAUGAUUCGGAUGCCAAAUCGUGUUUUGGUACAUCCCUACAGCAGAGUGCACCCUACACACUCUUUUACUUUUACCAGAAUCCAGAACGGAGGACUGAAUAAAAGUGUGUUUGUUCUCAAUAUCAAACGUUGUCUGUUCCUGAAAGACCAAAACAUUGUAUGGUGUCAGAAGCUGAAAACAACACACUAAAAGCUGAAAACAACACAUUGCAGAACAGAGAUGGCCUCCAGCACCGGGCAAGUACCUCCUAUGAACUUUGAUACUAUUGCUGAAAACUGGGCCCAGUGUUAGGAGCUCAUGGAACUAAUUUUUGCAGGCCCAGAAGCAGAGAAGUGGUCUGAGGAGCAAAAGGCUUCACAGUUCUGAAUGAGCAUUGGGCAGACAGGCAGAGAUAUCUACAGGUCUGGGGAACUAGUGGCAAACUAUCUGCAAAAGAUAGAAAGAAGCCCACAGUGCUAUUGCAUUGUUUGAAGCAUACUGCACACACAGAAAACACAAAUUGAUUUAGGAAAGGCUAUAAGGGACAAUGGAAACAAUUGAUGAGUGGGUCACACAAUUACGCCUAAAGCUAAAGCAAAAGACCCUGCAUUUGAUGAUAGCAAUGAUAUGAUAAAGGACACAAUAUUAAUGGGCUUCAGUUCAAAAGAGAUCCAAGAGAAAUUAUUGCUGGAGGGACCUAACUCUAGAAAAAGCAUUGAAAAUAGCCAGAGCAAGUUGAAAUGUCCGGGGUACUUUCCAGAUUAGAUCCUGCAACGGGGUCAUGACAUAUCUCUGAAGUGUGCUUCCGCUCUUCCUGCGUUGUGACACCACAGUCCCUAUGCUGACAGCAGGGUGCUGUUCAUAUUUCCCAUGCCUUGUUUCGAAUUUAAUUGCUGCAAUACAAUGCUAUAACAUUGUGUAUCCGGUGUUAAAAGUUGCUGGUUUUGGGGGGUUGUUAGUUUGCUCCAACUGCUGGGUGCUUUGCUAUUUAUGUUUUGAAUGCAAUUUGCCUGAAUGGAAGCAUUUUGCCACUGUUGAGCAGCUAAACUGGAAAGCACCCUGAGCACAGAUGAAAAUGUUGUAAAAUAAAUCCCAAUAAUAGUAUGACAUCAAGAACAAAAGGGCAAAGGACAGACUGCUAAGCCUCAGCAGAAAACUACUCCUGAAAAAGAGGAGACAAAAAUCUGUAAAAAGUGUGGGAAACAAUGCAGCAGAGUGAACCAAAUAACCCAGAGGACAGAAAAGAAGAUGCAACAGAUAUUAACACAACUACUAAGGAAAAAUAUUUUCAAAUGCUGGAAACAGAAACUGUCUCGAAUGAUCAGCAAGGAGAUCAAAAGCAGUGUUCCAGAUAUGGUCAGCUAUUAAAGCCAAAGAUCUGGAAAGAUUAUGUACCACAACUAGAAAGACAGUUGUUGGGUUACCUGUUUAUUUUGAGGUUUUUUGUUUGUUUGUUUGUUUGUUUGUUUGUUUGUUUGUUUGUUUGUUUUUAAAGAGGGGGGUGCAAUGUAUAGAUAUAAGGGACAGCAGAGUGAACAUUUACCAGAAUCCAAAAUGGAGGACUGAAUAAAAGUUUGUUUGUUCUCAAUAUCAAA